Molecule: messenger RNA, 1299 nt
Organism: Cynocephalus volans (Philippine flying lemur)
Lineage: Eukaryota; Metazoa; Chordata; Mammalia; Dermoptera; Cynocephalidae
Gene: NKX1-1
Product: NK1 homeobox 1
Exons: 2
Coding region: 1-1299 (432 amino acids)
Biological process (GO): regulation of transcription by RNA polymerase II; cell differentiation
Cellular component (GO): nucleus
Molecular function (GO): RNA polymerase II cis-regulatory region sequence-specific DNA binding; DNA-binding transcription factor activity, RNA polymerase II-specific
Source: RefSeq, a predicted model, not a curated record
AUGAGCGCGAGCGGCCCGGCGGCUCCCGGGGACGGCCCCGCGCCGCCUCCGCCGCCGCCGCCGCCCGGGCCCGGUUCGGGGCCCGCAGCGCCCGCUGCCCCCGCCGCCUCCCUGGACGCUAUGGACGGGCGCGCCGAGCUGCCCGCCUUCCCCCGGCCCGGAGCCCCGCCGCUGGCGGCCAGCGACACGGUGCCCGCGGCGCCCGAGGGGGCUGGAGCGGCCCGGCCCGCCGCGCCCCCGCGCCCCACGUCCUUCUCGGUGCUGGACAUCCUGGACCCCAACAAGUUCAACAGCCGGAGACGCCGCUGCGUGCUGCUGGGCCCCGCGCCGUGCGCGCCGUGCGCCCCGGUCCCCGCCGCCUGCGGACGCCCUCCGCGCGCACAGGAGCCGGAGCGCCGCGCCCUCGCAGCCGCCGGGGGAGGCGCGGCCACCGCAGGAGCUGAGCCGCCCAGUGCCGGCGACCCCCGCAAGGCGGACGAGGCCGAGGCCAACGGCUACGGCAGCGGCGGCGGCGGCAGCCCGAGCGCAGACAGCGGGGACGAGGCGCCGGACGACGAGGACCAGGACGAGGACGCGGCGCCCGAGGCGCAGGCGGCGCGUGGAGGCGGCGGCGGCGGCGUCGCGGCCCGCGGGUCGGGCUGUCCGGGCGCGGCCGAGGCCGCGGCCCCCUCCGGCGCCGUCGACGAGCCCGCGGCCCCCGGACCCCGCGGGAACUCGCCCGGAGCCCCGGGCCCGCCGGGAGCCGCGGCGGCGGGGAGCGCGGGGACGACGCCGCAGGGCGCGGCGGCCCCGGCCAAGCCCAAGCGGAAGCGCACGGGCUCCGACUCCAAGUCCGGGAAGCCGCGGCGCGCGCGCACCGCCUUCACCUACGAGCAGCUCGUGGCGCUGGAGAACAAGUUCAAGGCCACGCGCUACCUGUCGGUGUGCGAGCGCCUCAACCUGGCGCUGUCGCUGAGCCUCACCGAGACGCAGGUCAAGAUCUGGUUCCAGAACCGCCGAACCAAGUGGAAGAAGCAGAACCCGGGCGCCGACACGAGCGCGCCCAGCGGCGGCGGCGGCGGCCCGGGCCCGGGCGCGGGGGCCGCGGGGCUGCCCGGCGGCCUCAGCCCGCUCAGCCCGUCGCCGCCCAUGGGCGCGCCGCUCGCCAUGCACGGCCCCGCGGGGUACCCGGCGCACGGCCCCGGCGGCCUGGUGUGCGCCGCGCAGCUGCCCUUCCUGCCGAGCCCGGCCGUGCUGUCGCCCUUCGUGCUGGGCUCGCAGCCCUACGGCGCGCCCGCCUUCUACGCGCCGCACCUGUGA